Messenger RNA from Mycotypha africana, 2340 nucleotides. RefSeq names its product starch synthase catalytic domain-containing protein. NCBI's taxonomy places the organism in Eukaryota, Fungi, Mucoromycota, Mucoromycetes, Mucorales, Mycotyphaceae. The transcript is spliced from 2 exons. The coding region runs from base 1 to 2340 and encodes 779 amino acids. The record is from RefSeq and is a predicted model, not a curated record.
AUGACAGUUGAAUCUGCCUUUAUCAGUAAAUCAUGGAGCAAGAGAUCAACUGCAUAUUCUUCAUUACUAUGGAAUGCUUUGACAAAUGCAUUUUGUUCAAUUAUCUCACCACUUAAAAGAGCUUAUAUAUCAUCAAAUCAGUCACGUACAUCCAGAAACACACAAAGUUUUCGCUGGUGGCACUUAUUAGCAACCCUCGUCUUGUUGACAAUUACGGCCGAAGUAUUUGUGUUCUGUAAUUUAUACGAUUUGCUUUCUGAAGAACCAUUUGGCAUAAAAAUAGUUAAACGACAAUAUCCGCAAAGAACAUACACAUCUCUGAAUACAAAUAUUGACAGCCAACUAGAAAAAGGCACUAGAGUCUAUCAUGUCACAAAGGAAUUCGGUCCAGCUACAUUAACGGAUAUAGGAAGAACAGUUACAGCACUUGCAGCAGCUCAGCAAGCCACUAAUAUAACUGAAGUAGCAAUUGUUAUGCCUCUCUAUACAUUCAUGAAAAAAUUGGCUAUAGAGAAAGAAAUGGACAUGGUCAUUGAUAUUCGUGGUAAGCGUUCCCAACCAACAAUGUCAUUGGAGUUUAAGAUUUGGAAACUGCUGUACGCCUUCAAUCCACCAGUCCAAGCACCCAGUAAAUAUGAAUGGCAAAUAAUAAACAAUGUAAAUACAUCUGUUUUAAUAACGCCUCAACGUGCUCCAAAGCCAACUGAUGCCAUACCUGUUUAUAUGAUUGAACAUGCCAACAGACGGCCAUUUAAUCAGGCCUUUAAGUGUCGUACAGUAAAUGACAUAUAUACAGAAAACGAAUUGCUGCCGAAUGAAUGGCGCGAUCAGUAUUUCGCCAAAGCAGCCGCCGCCUUUCUUGCUCAUAAAGCAACAGCCGCAGACGAGGAAUCAUUAUUUGCUCCAGUUCGUAUUGUUCCUAGAGUAGAUAUUGUUCACAUUCAUGGCCCAGAUAAUGCAUAUAUAGCAAAGAUAUUACAAGAUAAGAAGGAGAUAGAUGAUUUAGGGCCUCGACCGCCUGCAAUUGUUUACACCAUACAUCAUAACGAGAAAGAGAUACAAUACACUAAUACGUAUCGAAACGUUCGGAAAUUCACAGAUCUUCCUUACGAAAGGGAGAGACUUCGAAAGUAUGUUUACGGAAGCAAUGUAUACAUGACCAAACUGGGUAUAGAGCAAUCCGAUGCUAUUACUUACACCAGUCAUUCAAUUGCUGCUGAUAUCGUGGAAGGUCGUUAUGACUUUCAUUUGAAAGAGCUUAUUAUGGAUUAUCUAUUGAAAAAAACAGAAAGUUCACGACUUUACGGUAUAGACAAUGGUGUCGACUAUCAUGGGACGGAACACCCUUUCAUCACAGAUAAACUAGCCAACCGAAGUAUGGGAUACCCUCAAUAUGCAUUUAAAAUGAUACAAAACCAAAAACUCUACUAUUCUACGAAUCCUUCGAAACCCUUCACCCUCAAUCCUCCAGACAUGCCAACCUAUUGGACAUUAUCUGAAGAGCACUCAGAUUUCGUUCAAACCCAUAAAGAUCGUGCUAGACGCUUUCUAAUUAAGCGAGGAAUUUUAUCAGAGCAAGAUAUGAAACGUCCAAUUGUACUUUUUAGAGGAUCAUUUGAAAGAGGGAAAGGGUUGGAAAUCUUCGAACCGGCAGUGAAGUAUUUUAUUAAAAACAACAUGCGCUUUGUAAUAUUGGGCAGAAAGAAAGAUUUCAAUUUUGAGAAAUUACAAAGUUUGCAAAGAUUAUAUCCGAAUCAUGUCACUUUACUUAGCACAGCCAAAGAAGAAAGACAGUUUUCCAUAUUUUGUAGAGCAGCGGCUGAUUUCGUAUUUACACCAGAUCCUCAAGCAAGCGCAUACGGCUUUGAGGCAGCAGAGGGUUUAGUGUUCGGUUCUGCGGUCAUCACACCUGGAAUGAGUAAACUUAAAGAAGCCAUGAUUGACAGGCCUUCUAGGCAAUCACGACAAGUUAGUAUAGCCUAUCUGGACCCUGCAGCCGCUUCUGAAAAGGGAGCAGUUAUCACCAGUUAUGAAUACUACAAUAGUUAUAUCUACAAUGCAAAUGAACCGAAUACCCUUGAAAUUGCUAUUAGGGAUGCAGCUACUGAUUUUAGAAAGAUUAUAAAGAAUAAGGCAUUACGCGAGGAGUUUAUUCUACGAAUGAUUAGAAGCGCUCUCAAUUUAGGUUGGGAUAGAGGCCAUCAACAAGGUCCUGUUUAUGAAUAUAACCGUGUUUACGAAUUAGCUCUCGAGAAUAGAUAUAUACCCGAAAUGCAAAGAUAUGAAGUCGAAGAAGAAUAUGAAUUAAUAACAAGACUACAAGAAAAGGACUAUCUCUGA